Xyrauchen texanus (razorback sucker) is the source of this 1394-nucleotide messenger RNA. RefSeq names its product growth associated protein 43 (gene gap43). Gene Ontology annotation, cellular component: plasma membrane; cytoplasm; postsynaptic density. NCBI's taxonomy places the organism in Eukaryota, Metazoa, Chordata, Actinopteri, Cypriniformes, Catostomidae. The transcript is spliced from 3 exons. Gene Ontology annotation, molecular function: phosphatidylserine binding; calmodulin binding; lysophosphatidic acid binding. Bases 157 to 816 code for a protein of 219 amino acids. The record is from RefSeq and is a predicted model, not a curated record. Gene Ontology annotation, biological process: tissue regeneration; regulation of growth; axon regeneration.
GACAGACAGACAGUGAGACUGAGACUGAACUGUGAUGAGUUUGAACAUCAGAAGCGUCAGCUGUUGAUACAGCCGGUGUGUGUGAGAGAGAGAGAGAGAACGAGAGAGAGAGAGAUAAAGGAAGCAACAGAACCGAGACGCUGAAAGGAUACAACUAUGCUGUGCUGUAUCAGAAGAACUAAACCGGUUGAGAAGAAUGAAGAAGCUGACCAGGAGAUCAAACAGGAUGGAAUUAAACCUGAGGAGAAUGCCCACAAGGCAGCCACCAAGAUCCAGGCCAGCUUCCGCGGACACAUCACCCGGAAAAAAAUGAAAGAUGGCGAGAAAGAGGAGAACGGCGCUGUUCCGGAAGAAUCCGCCGAGACCACUGAGGGUGAUGAUAAGAAAGAGCGAAUCUCUCCAUCUGAGGAGAAACCGCCGGAGGUGUCCACGGAAACAGCGGAAAAGAACAAACCGGCUAAGAGUCCCGCGGCCGAGCAACCCAACUCACCUGCUGCUGAAGUCCCGCCCACUGUCACUGCUGACCCCACACCUUCAGACACGCCCGCUAAAGAAGACGUGAAGGAGCAGCCACAGGAAGUGGAAAAGCCUAAAGAACCCGAGAGCGCCUCCGAUGCUGUGGCCGAGAAACCCGCCGAAGAACCCGCCGUAAACGCACAGAAUGAGGAAGAGGAGAAUGAGGAAGCCAAACAAGCCCAUGUGCCUGACGAUGCUGAGAGCCGUGAAACAGACCAAAUAGACCAAAAAGAGGCUGUUGAUGACUCCAAACCAGCAGACGAGGCCGUUUCAGACGCUGGCAAAGAAGAGAACAUUUGAACGACCAGUCCAAUGUAAAAUGAGAAAUGAAUCCACAGGCUGCUCUUUGAUUGUGAAGACGGUCUGUUUUUAUGUUUGUCUAUUUUUGGGUGUGGCAGUGAUUUUCUGACAUUUGGAGGGAGUUUUCAAAUGCAUCAUCGGCCGGACUCCUCCACAUCACCAAAAGACUCAUAACCUUCUACAUACUCCGCUUCUGUCACUGAUUACUCUAUAGUUCCACACACACACACACACGUUUCGCUCUUUUCUUGUAGUACGCCAGCGCUGCUCUUCAGAGGGACCGCUGCAGUCCGUAUUGAUCCGUUUGCCGGUUUGUUGAGCUCACUGCAUGAGAACUCUUCCUCCAGACGAAAGCAUCCUCUUGCUCAUCAUCAUACAUGUGGCUUCUUUUCAUGUCCUUGGUGUUAUGACAUUUUAAUUGGAAAUAUCGCUGCCUGCUGUUUAAAUAAUUGAGAAUAUUAAAUGAAAAGAUCGAAACGAGCGCCAGGCUUUCUGUUCAAGUGAGUGCAAUGUCAGGUUUGAAUUUAAGGAAUAAAUAGUUGAAAAUGGUUUCAUGUCUGUUUUCGAAAUAAAGAAAU